UGGCCGCCCCCCCAUCCAUUUCCCACUGUGGACGUCCCUGACCACGCCCACUACACCAUCGGCUCCAUCAUCCUGGUCAUCGGCGUCACAGGUGUGGUCGGGAACUUCCUGGUGAUCUACGCCUUCAGCAGGAGCCGCAGCCUGCGGACGCCGGCCAACAUGUUCAUCAUCAACCUGGCCGUCACCGACCUGCUGAUGUGCAUCACCCAGUCGCCCGUCUUCUUCACCACCAGCAUGAAAAAGAGGUGGAUCUUUGGAGAGAAAGGCUGUGAGCUGUACGCCUUCUGCGGCGCCCUCUUUGGGAUCUGCUCCAUGAUCACGCUGAUGGUGAUCGCCAUCGACCGUUACUUCGUCAUCACACGCCCUCUGACCUCCAUCGGCGUGUUGUCACGGAAACGGGCGCUCCUCAUCCUGCUGGCAGUGUGGGCGUAUUCGCUGGGCUGGAGCCUUCCGCCUUUCUUCGGCUGGAGUGCCUACGUACCUGAAGGCCUCCUCACCUCCUGUACCUGGGACUACAUGACCUUUACCCCCUCGGUGCGGGCCUACACCAUGCUGCUCUUCAUCUUCAUCUUCUUCCUGCCACUCUUCAUCAUCAUCUACUGCUAUGUCUUCAUCUUCAGAGCCAUCCGCUCCACCAACCGGGCGGUGGGGAAGCUCAGCAGCUCUCGGGACGCAGUGAAGAGUUUCCACCGACUGCAGAAUGAAUGGAAGAUGGCGAAGAUCGCUCUGAUCGUCAUCCUGCUGUACGUCGUGUCCUGGUCGCCGUACUCCGCCGUCGCUCUCACCGCCUUCGCAGGGUACGCGGACAUGUUGACCCCCUACAUGAACUCCGUUCCCGCCGUCAUCGCCAAGGCCUCCGCCAUCCACAACCCCAUCAUCUACGCCAUCACUCACCCGAAGUACAGGCUGGCUCUGGCCAAGUACGUCCCGUGUCUGGGUGCGCUGUGUGUCCGUCUGCGUGACCUUCACUCCUCCAGCAGCAGCUUCCUGUCAACGCGCCGCUCCACCGUCACCAGCCAGAACUCCGACAUCAGCAGCCAAUACCGGCACAGCGCAGCCAAGUCCCGCCUCUCCUCCGGCUCCGACAGCGAAUCGGGUCUGACGGACACGGAGGCCGAUCUGUCCAGUCUGGGCUCGCGGCCGGCUAGUCGCCAGGUUUCCUGUGACAUCAGCAGAGACACCGCCGAGACGCCAGGCGGAAAACGGUCGACCAGCUUCAAGGCCAAGCUGAGGAACCAUGACUCAGGAAUCUUUGAAAAGGACCAGUCUGGAUCUCCUGGUUCUGGCUCUCUGGUCGAACAGGACCUGUUCCAAUUCGUCCUUGUGGACUUCAGAGACCACGUCGUUGACACCAUGUCCAUGGGAGGAGUCAGCGAACGCAGCAGUGUCCCAAAUGUGAGUGGAGACGACCGUCCAUUACCUCCAGUGCCCUUCAUGUUGUCCCUGCUGACCUCUGACCUCUAUGUCCCUGCCUCCCUGGACAGAGCGGGGACGCCUCAGAGGGACACCUGA
This is a messenger RNA of Poeciliopsis prolifica (blackstripe livebearer), 1512 nucleotides long. Its product is annotated as melanopsin-A-like. Lineage: Eukaryota; Metazoa; Chordata; Actinopteri; Cyprinodontiformes; Poeciliidae. Gene Ontology annotation, biological process: visual perception; G protein-coupled receptor signaling pathway. The annotation marks the transcript as partial. Gene Ontology annotation, molecular function: G protein-coupled receptor activity. The transcript is spliced from 10 exons. The record is from RefSeq and is a predicted model, not a curated record. Gene Ontology annotation, cellular component: membrane.